AUGGCUGGCAAGAUUUCAUCUCCGCUAGCCAUAGAAUUGCCAACACGACGACCCCACUCUUUGCCAUGGGAGCGUGAGCACACUCCAAUCCCAUCACACCUUCCGCGGACGGUGAAAUCGAACCUCUGUGAUAUCUGCCUCGCAUUCGAAGAAAACUGCACACGUCCAUGGCCACUCAGUCAAGAGAAACAAAUCACAGUUUACUUGUUCCCUCACCAUGCAUCGUGGGAAGAAUUGGAGCAGUCCUGUCAAAAUGGUUGCGAGCUUUGCACACUGUUUAGAAACGGCUACCUUGAGCAGUACCACUCGCAGAUGCUUAGGGAUAUCGAACAUAGGGCAGAUGAGACGGAUUCCGAGGAAUCCGAAGAUAACGCAAGUGAAGCAGAUCCUAACAGCACAAACGGACCAGCCGAUACACGAAUACUGGGCCGUAGCAAAAGCUCUGGACCCAGACUUGAUAGCGACAAUGGGAGAGAUUCCGAGGAUAGCAUAGAUGAAACUACUGAUACCAUCUCAAUGGACGAUCACAAAAGCUCUCCACGAUCACUUGAUGCCCCAAAUGAAGCAGAUUCCGAGCAUAGCACAGUGGAAAAACACGACACUAUGAUCAGAGACUGGCACAAAAGCUUUCCACGAUCAGUUGAAGCCGCAAUUGAAACAGGUUCCGAGGAUAACCUGAAUGAAAAGACCGACAUCAAGUUGAUAGACCAUCACAAAAGCUCUCCGCAUUCACCUGAUGGUGCAAAGGAAGCAGACCCCGAGGACAAAACAAGCAAAGUAGCAGAUAAUACCUUACCAGACUACUACAAUACUCUUCGAAUCCGCUGUCAGGUCCCCAAAUCAUCUUCAGAUCCUAUAAGAUGCUGUGUCAUUUCAGGUAGGAAGCCCUACUCGGUAUGGUUCAACAUCGGUGCGAAAACUGGCAGCAAGCCUGCAGAAGAAGGUGGAUUCCGAGGCAGGAUGUGUAGCGCAACUCCGGACUUUGAUCUUGCCAAAGAAUGGAUUGGGAAUUGCCACAACCAUAGCGUCUGCACAAGUCGCAAUGCAAUCCCAAGAGAAAAUCCAAUGCGGCUGCUCCAAAUACUCAAUGGAUCAUCCCAGAUCAGAUUGAUCGAGACAGUGGACUCAACUAAGUAUGAAUAUGUCACACUCUCCUAUCGCUGGGGCCGUGAUGAUCGAAGACCGCCUUUGACACUCCAGGAGAAUCUAUCACAGCACAUGAAUGGCAUACCAACGGAAAUUUUACCACCUACACUCAAGGACGCCGUACUCGCAACUGUAAGUCUGGGGUACGAUUACCUAUGGAUCGACUCAUUAUGCAUCAUCCAAGACGAGCCCCAAGAUUUCGAGCAAGAGUGCCCCAAAAUGGCAGCCAUCUACAGCGGAUCCGCCGUUACCAUCGCAGCGCCAGGAGCCCAGGACUCCUUUUCCGGAUUUCUGCACCGACGAAAGUUUCUCGCAGACCCUCUCUACACACCCGUCGAGUUGCAGUAUCGGGACCGCAAGGCCGAGCCACAAGGUACGUUGAAGAUUUGGUAUCCCGGAAGCACUUCCACCCCGGAUCAUUACGGCUAUCUCAAACCCAAUUUCAAUGGUUCUCUCAAUUCCCCCAAUGGAGACGAACCUCGACCGCCGUCAUUCCUGGACGAUCGAGGCUGGAUAUUCCAAGAGUGGUUGCUAUCUCCCCGCGUGCUGUACUUUGGGUCCUUCCAGAUGUAUUUCGAGUGCUGCCAAUCGCAACGAUUCGAGACGCUGCUCGAUCAACAUGUACACAUUGAUCAUUAUAGUUUGUCGAAAACCAUCCCGGCUCUCAGAAGCCAUGCAGAGUAUCACUCGUGGUGGCGCAAGCUAGUCGAGCGGUAUUCGGGCUGUGCGCUCUCUGUUGCGAGAGACAGACUACCAGCUAUCUCGGGAAUUGCUCAUUCGUACCAACCUCCCGUGAGCGAUAAAUACCUGGCUGGAAUAUGGCAAGGUGAUCUGCCGGGUGCUCUGCUAUGGUAUCGGCUUUCAGACUACACAGAGAAGGGCAACAUCGCAGACGGCAAUGAGAUAGAAUACAUUGCACCCUCCUGGUCAUGGGCUUCCCUGAUGGCUCCUGUCCGAUUCAUAGUCUCCAGAGAGGAAUAUGGAGCUAACGACCCCGACGAUGGCAGCGAUUGUGAUCCGUGGAAAGUACACAUAAUAUCCGCCUCGACGACCCUCACCAGCCGCUUCAGCAAUCCUGAUCCAUUCGGCCCCGUAAAAGAAGGCCAUCUGCGCAUUCUGGGGAAACUACACACUGCUUCAGUAUAUAAAUGCCGGGAUGGGUGUUUGCUCGUAUGCUUUUGCAAGCAUAUUUCAGACAGAGAAACAUGGCUCACUCUAAGGUUCCUCCCAGACAGGCCAUCACGGUACGAGUCGUUACCUCGAAUUGGCUAUCGCUGGGACCGUAUCGAUCGAAACAGAAAAACUCCUGAGGUUUUCGUGCUCCCUGUUCUGAUGACCCGAAACCAGACUUUUCACAGCUAUGUUGGACUUGCCUUGGAGCCAGUGGCUGGGACAGAUGGUGAAUUCCAGAGGGUGGGAUUGGUGAAGGGCACUAGCCCGGCGAAGAAAGGAGAUAUCCGCGAUAAGAUAUUUAGUUCUGGGGACGAAAAGGAGUUGGUGAUCCGAUAG
Molecule: messenger RNA, 2655 nt
Organism: Mollisia scopiformis
Lineage: Eukaryota; Fungi; Ascomycota; Leotiomycetes; Helotiales; Mollisiaceae
Product: HET-domain-containing protein
Exons: 2
Coding region: 1-2655 (884 amino acids)
Source: RefSeq, a predicted model, not a curated record